AGACCAAGGCAGCCUCCUGUCCCUUGCAGUCCCAGCCAUCCCAAAACAAAAUCCUGAGAUGGGCAACAGUCUGAAAGCCAUACUUGCUUUUGUGCCCUCUAGCAAGUGCCAGAAGUACCUCCUAGAAGAUCUAGAAGAGAUGCCAGUGGAUAAAAUGGUCGAUCUGAGUGGCAGGCAGAUGAGGCGGCUGCCUGUGCACAUUUGCUCUUUCAGGGAACUGGUUAAGCUGUACCUGAGUGACAACAACCUGAACCAUCUGCCCCCCGAGCUGGAGCAGCUGCAAAACCUGCAAAUCUUGGCACUGGACUUCAACAACUUCAAAGCACUGCCCCUAGUUGUGUGCACGCUGAAGCAGCUGUGCAUCCUCUACCUGGGCAACAACAAGCUCUGCAGCCUGCCCCUGGAGCUCCGGCUCCUGCAGAACCUGAAGACCCUCUGGAUCGAGUCCAACUGCCUGCAGUACCUGCCUGAGGUGGUGUGCGAGCUCAGCCUGCUCAAGACGCUGCAUGCCGGCUCCAACGCCCUGCGCAGCCUCCCUCCCCAGCUGCAGUGCCUGCAGGAGCUGCGCACCAUCUGGCUGUCAGGAAACCUGCUGUCCGAGUUCCCUGCCGUGCUCCUGGACAUGCCCUUCCUGGAGGUGAUCGACGUGGAUCGCAAUUCCAUCCGCUUCUUCCCCAGCCUUGCUCACCUUCCUGGCCUGAAGCUGGUGAUCUACGACCACAACCCCUGCAGGAAUGCACCCAAGGUGGCCAAAGGGGUGCGCAGGGUGGGCAGAUGGUCAGAGGAGAGCCCCGAGCCCCGCAAGCGAUCCGGGGCAGUGAUAGAAAUCACGCUUGACGAGAAACCAUUGCUACCUCCUGCCGCCAAGACUGAGCCAGAAGCCGAGCCCUGCUGACACUCAGCUGCCCCUUUUGGCCAAGGUGGCAGCACUCUCCCACUGCUGCCCAACCUCUACCUCUCCCGUGCUUGCUGGUGUCCAGGGAGCACCACGCCACCUGACAAUCAUUAGGAGUACGUGCACCAGCUUGGAGACAAUGUGACAGCAAAACUCUUGUACAGACACCUGUCUGUGCAGCACCCAGCACUCUCCCUAGAACAGACUUCUUCCCUCUCCCGCUCCUCCCAUGCUGGGACCACACACAUUUCUCAACAAAGACUCAGUUUAGAUGUUUGCCAUGGGUGGUUUGCAUGGAGCACACAGGGACUUGCUGCUCCUCACCUGUGGGCUCACUCUUCUCCCUUCCACCUUGCUGAGGUGUCCCAGCUCAGCUGGAAGCCACUGCUCAAGGUGAUCACUGCUGAGACACACAGCUCCAAAGCAACCCACAGCACUGGUCUCAAAUUACUUUAUCUGAAAUGCAGCAAUACCUUGAAGGUUUCCCUGUCUGCUGAGUGGGAAGUUGUAGCAGAUUGCCAGCUGCACUAUCAAGGAAACAGCACAUAUGUACAGGGGGCUCUCCUCUUUCUUCCGGCAAAAUUUGUGACAACUGUUUCAUCACUGCUAAGCAGCAUCCAGAUGAUGGUGAGGAAAGCUGUAGGCUUUGCUGCUGGGUUUUGUUACUGACAACACUGCCUCUGAGGGCAGCUGUACAGGACAAGCUUUCAUGCAGACGCAAAGAAGAAAAUCAAAGCCUGACUAAAAAGGAAAAGCCACAAGAGCUGCAGAGGUAAACUUGCAUGAAAAAAAUCCAGGGCUGUGAGCUGUCAAUAUAAACUUGCAAAUAACCUGAUGAGGCAAACUUCUCAGAUUAUUUCAGCUGGGUAUUUCUCAAGCUUGCAACUUGGACCAAUACAGAUCCCCUUAAAAAUGCACUUUCUUCCUAAGCUUUGCUUUAAUUGAGUAACAGAAAUCUGGCUCAAAGUGACAUUUUAGACUCCAUAGCAUGGUUGAAUUAGGUGGCAGGUUGUUUAACGAGGGUGGAAAGCCCCUGGUGGCACCCUCUUCAAGUAGAACUGUCUCACCAGCGCAGCCUCCAGAAGCAGCAGUUGACUUCCCAGAAAAGGUUUGAUUCCAUGCCAGUUCGUGACUGUUUAAUGUCAUCUACAUGCUUGAAAAAUUAUCUGGAAAUAUAUAGACUCUGCUAGCACUUGUUGUCUUGUAAAAUGAAGUCCAAACUUGCAUCUGGCUGGCACUCAUGUAGUGUGCUCCUAGUGAAAUUAAAUAAAAGUAUACUAGCA
Molecule: messenger RNA, 2178 nt
Organism: Pyrgilauda ruficollis (rufous-necked snowfinch)
Lineage: Eukaryota; Metazoa; Chordata; Aves; Passeriformes; Passeridae
Gene: LRRC10
Product: leucine rich repeat containing 10
Exons: 1
Coding region: 59-895 (278 amino acids)
Molecular function (GO): protein binding
Source: RefSeq, a predicted model, not a curated record